This is a messenger RNA of Penaeus monodon (black tiger shrimp), 317 nucleotides long. Its product is annotated as L-2-hydroxyglutarate dehydrogenase, mitochondrial-like. Gene Ontology annotation, molecular function: (S)-2-hydroxyglutarate dehydrogenase activity; (S)-2-hydroxy-acid oxidase activity. The coding region runs from base 39 to 302 and encodes 87 amino acids. The record is from RefSeq and is a predicted model, not a curated record. NCBI's taxonomy places the organism in Eukaryota, Metazoa, Arthropoda, Malacostraca, Decapoda, Penaeidae. The transcript has 2 exons.
GGAGCGGCAAUCAGCUGAUCUUUCCAUUACAGUCCGACAUGUUCGCGCGAAAGCUUGUUCGUGCUUCCUCCCAACUCGUGCCUGUCUUCCAAUCCUCUCCGAAGGCAGCACGGACUUUAACCCAGUGUAGAUAUGUGUCCUCCCAACAAAGCUAUGAGCCUGAAUAUGACAUUGUGGUGGUGGGAGGAGGCAUUGUGGGCAUGGCAACCGCCAGGGAACUCAUCCUGAGACACCCAGAGCUCAAACUGUGUGUUGUUGAGAAGGAGAACAGAUUAGGUAAGUAUAAAUUAUCACCAUCAUAAUUUUUGUAUCUUAAU